AUGGCACAGGCAUUCAACAGACUUGGAGGAAUCUUUCCCAAGGGCAGUGGAAAAGGUCUUGCUGGAGGCGCCGGCACCUUGAUCGCCCUUGGUGCUCUUGGAUACGGAAUUAAUGCCGCUCUUUUCAACGUUGAUGGUGGUCAUCGCGCUGUCAAGUACUCCCGUGUCUUUGGUGUUCAGAAGGAGGUUUACAAUGAAGGAACUCACUUCGUCAUUCCCUGGUUCGAGACCCCUAUCAUUUACGAUGUUCGUGCUAAGCCUAGGAAUGUUGCCUCGUUGACUGGAACUAAGGAUUUACAAAUGGUCAACAUUACAGUUCGUGUGUUAUCUAGACCUCGGGUCAACGAUUUGGCUGAAAUUUACCGCACCUUGGGACAGGAUUAUGACGAGCGUGUCUUGCCCUCUAUCAUCAAUGAGGUCUCCAAGUCUGUUGUGGCUCAGUUCAACGCCUCACAACUCAUUACCCAGCGUGAUCGCGUCUCUCGCUUGGUUCGUGAGAACUUAAUUAAACGUGCUGCUCGUUUCAACAUUGUCCUCGAUGAUGUGUCGAUCGUCCACAUGGCUUUUUCACCCGAGUUCACCCAAGCUGUCGAAGCCAAGCAGAUCGCACAGCAGGAGGCACAACGUGCUGCUUUCGUUGUCGACCGAGCAAUUCAAGAGAAGCAGUCCAUCAUUGUCAAGGCUGAGGGAGAGGCCCGCUCUGCAGAGCUUAUUGGUGAAGCCAUCAAGAACCAGCCUGGUUUUAUUCAGCUUAGGAAAAUUGAGGUCGCUAGAGAAAUUGCCUCUAUUAUUUCUCACUCUUCAAACCGUGUUAUGCUUGAUGCUGACACUCUUUUGUUAAAUGUUUCUGAGACAAAGUAA
Lobosporangium transversale is the source of this 861-nucleotide messenger RNA. RefSeq names its product prohibitin-2. The transcript is spliced from 4 exons. The coding region runs from base 1 to 861 and encodes 286 amino acids. Gene Ontology annotation, biological process: mitochondrion organization. Gene Ontology annotation, cellular component: membrane; mitochondrion. Lineage: Eukaryota; Fungi; Mortierellomycota; Mortierellomycetes; Mortierellales; Mortierellaceae. The record is from RefSeq and is a predicted model, not a curated record.